Molecule: messenger RNA, 988 nt
Organism: Eruca vesicaria subsp. sativa (arugula)
Lineage: Eukaryota; Viridiplantae; Streptophyta; Magnoliopsida; Brassicales; Brassicaceae
Source: the annotation of a GenBank genome assembly
ACUCUCUCUCUCUCUGUUUACUACACAAUGGCUCACUUCCUAGACCUUAACACUCUCACCAUCAAUUCACCGUCCAUUCCCAAACUACUUGAGAUCCAGAAAACCAGAAUAUCCAGCGGGUUUGUUUGCAGGAAAGCCGACAAUGUUCAGGAACAGGAUUCAGUACAGCUCACAAGACGGAUGGCAUUGGGAUUUCCUGUCUCCAUAGCUCUCACUGGAGCUUUCGGCGAGAGCAAUGUCUCUUUGGCACAAGAAAACAAUGGUUUUUGGAUCGAUGGUCCUCUUCCUACUCCUCCUAUUUACAACAAUAUAGUGAACGAGAAGACAGGAACAAGAACGUUCUUGAAGAAAGGAGUGUAUGUAGCUGACAUCGGGGCCAAAGGCAGAACCUAUAGAGUUAAAAAGUAUGCUUUCGAUCUCUUGGCUAUGGAGGAUUUGAUCGGCCCUGACACUUUGAACUAUGUGAAAAAGUACUUGAGGCUUAAAUCCACCUUCUUGUUCUACGAUUUCGACAACCUCAUCUCUGUUGCUGCCUCUCAAGACAAGCAACCUCUCACUGAUUUGGCCAACAGACUCUUCGACAACUUCGAAAAGCUUGAAGAUGCAGCUAAAAGGAAGAACUUAGCUGAGACUGAAGCGUGUUAUAAAGAUACAAAGUCGAUUCUUCAAGAGGUUAUGAUCAGAAUGGCGUGAAGAGGAGGCCAGUCUGGGUUCUAAUAAACACCGUUUUACUCCCUCGCUGUUGAAGAGCUCUGAUUCAUUUGUUCAUAACUCACUGGUCAUGUAAUGUUAAUGUACAAGAGGGGACCCCCUAUAUAUUAUAUUUUCUUCUACGCGUAUGUGUUACUGUUUAGCAGGUUUCACUAAUUCAAGUGUAUCAACAACUUCAAAAUUGCUUAAGAUUGUGGAAAAGAAGAAGAAGAAGAAGAAUGAUAUACUACUGUUGUUAUUAAAAAGAACUGAUAUUGAUAAAUUAGUAGUAUCAUUA